UAAAACUAAUUAAAUCUGUGCAAAUCUAUGCGCAAAUAACAGUGAAAAUGUGAACGUAGUGUUCAUUCAUGAAAUGAAAACAAUCGAAAAUGAAUUUAAACGUUAAAACUCGUUCUGAAAAUUUCGUCGUACAGGCAAAAAAAGGCCGAUUAUUGGUUGAAGAACAAGAAGAAGCAAAAGCAAUCGUCGACAACGACGAAUACACGGACAAGGCGCAGGGCCAAUGAAAAUCGUGUGAAGAGAAAACUUGCAAAAAUUACAGCAACAACAACAAAAUACAGCAAGUAAAAGAGCGAAAAGUGUGUUUAGAAAAGAAAUUAAAAACACACACGACAUACACAUACAUGCAUACGCACACAAUUAGAACACACACUCAUAUAAACAUAUUUUAAAAUUGGUGCAAAAAUCGACAGCGCGCGGUUUAAUAAUAAAUAAUUAUUUGUAUGUAUUGUGUGUCGUUGCGCGAAAACAUAUGAGCCGCAAAUACGAAAAAUCAAUGAAAUUCUAAUUAAUUCCAUAUUUUACUCUCUGCUCUGAGUAACGACUACUACUCUAUACCUUCAUGUGUGUGUGUGCAUUUCUCUUGUUGAUUUUGUGAUAAAAUUGCAAUCAGCAGCAGCAGCAGGCGCAGGACGGCUGCAACGAUAACAAUAUAAAAACAAAAACAAUUAUAACCAAAAAGCAGCUCAAGUGAGAAUUUAUCUGUGCUACUACAUAAGUUGAACACUAAGUGGUUGUGCAGCAACAAUCAGGCAAAAAAAUACCUGAAAAAAAAUAAUAAAAACGGUAAAACGAAGAAGUGGCGACGGCGACAAGCAGCAAACGAACGCGCUUAAAAAUAUUGUAAAAUCAAAAAGUUAGAAAGCAAGGUGUAUUUGCAAAAAUCGAACGCAAAUCUCUGAAACGACAACGAAGCGGCAUACAAAUAAUAAUAAAAAUAUCAAAAAUGGUGGAAGUAAUAGAGCGGAGGAGAACGGCUGCGUGAGCUCGCCGAGCUGGAGCUGAGCGCCAAUUAAAACAACAACAACAUACAUAACAGAAACAGCAGCCGCCGCAGCAGCGGCGAAAAGAGCCUCGAAAAGUACAUAAAAAAAUAUAAUUUAAAUACAGUGGAAGUUAAAGCACAAAGCGAGCAACGCAACUAAAACAACAAAACGAAAAAACACUCAACUAAACUAAAAAGCAACGCGUGUGUAUGGACCAAAAACUCAAGCACUAAGCAUAACAACAAUAAAAACCACCUUACGGCAAAACACAACAACAAAAAGCUGCAACGGAUUUAAAACAACACACAUCACAUAAACAACAACAUCAACAGCAGCAACAACAACAGUAAAAUGUACGGCAAGUCAAAAACUUCAGCCGUGCCUUCAGAUGCGCAGGCGCGCGAGAAACUCGCACUGUACGUCUAUGAAUAUCUGCUACAUGUGGGCGCCCAAAAGGCAGCACAAACAUUCCUCUCCGAGAUCCGAUGGGAGAAGAACAUAACGCUGGGUGAACCGCCAGGAUUUUUGCACACUUGGUGGUGCGUCUUCUGGGAUCUGUACUGUGCGGCGCCCGAGCGUCGGGAUCAGUGCGAUCACUCCUCAGAGGCCAAGGCCUUUCACGAUUAUGGAUUUGUAAGCUCAGGCUAUGGUGUGAAUGGUAUUGGACCCGGCGGUCCACACAAUGCUGGCGGUCCAGCGCCCAGUCCGCUCGGUCAGAUGCCACCCGGUGGUGAUGGUCCCAUGGGACCAGGCGGUCCAAUGGGACCCAACUUCUUUCCAAAUUCGACAAUGCGGCCAUCGCCGCCAACGCAUGCUUCGAGUCCACAGCCGCCGCCGUCACAAAUGAUGCCAGGACAGCCACCCUUCAUGGGCGGACCCCGUUAUCCUGGUGGUCCGCGGCCCGGCGUGCGUAUGCAGGGCAUGGGCAAUGAGUUUAAUGGCCCGCCAGGACAGCCAAUGAUGCCGAAUAGCAUGGAUCCGACAAGACCGGGUGGCGGAAUGGGUCCUAUGAACCCGCGCAUGAAUCCUCCGCGCGGUCCCGGUGGCAUGGGUCCAAUGGGAUAUGGUGGACCCGGAGGUAUGCGAGGUCCAGCACCUGGAGGCCCCGGCGGCAUGCCACCUGGCAUGGGCAUGGGUGGAGCAGGUGGAAGACCGCCACAAUGGCAGCCAAAUGCAUCGGCGCCAAUGAACGCGUAUUCAUCAUCAUCGCCGGGCAACUACGGUCCGGGACCGGGAUCAAAUGGUCCGCCCGGACCGGGCACGCCUAUAAUGCCCUCGCCGCAGGACAACACGCAAGGUGGUCCCGUUGGGGGACCAGGAGACAGCAUGUAUUCGCUAAUGAAACCAGAAUUUCCGAUGGGUGGCGGACCUGAUGGUGGAGGUGGUGGCGGAGGGCCUGGUGGAAUGGGCCCCAUGGGUGGUGGACCCAAUUCGAUGGGUCCUGUAAUUAAUGGUGGUGGUGGACCCGAUGGUACCGGUCUGGAUGGUAUGAAAAAUUCGCCAGCCAACGGUGGACCUGGUACGCCACGCGAGGACAGCGGCAGUGGUAUGGGCGAUUACAAUCUGGGUGGCUUUGGUGGUCCCGGUGAAAAUGAUCAAAAUGAAUCGGCAGCUAUACUCAAAAUCAAGGAGAGCAUGCACGAGGAGGCAAAGCGGUUUGAGAAAGACACAGAUCAUCCGGACUACUUCAUGCCAUAACAACAUCAUCAUCACCACCACCAGCACCACCAACAGCAACAGCAUCUCAAUACGGUGGCCGCUGCGGUUGCCGCCGUCGUUGCUGCUGCAGCCUCCAAUAGCACAGGCAGUGGCACCUCGGCAGCCGCUGUGGCAGCAGCGGCGCUUGGUGCGGCCGCUUCCAAUCUCUUAAGUGGUGGCGGUGGCGCAGCCAACUUGCCGCUGCCCUCCUUGCCACCCAAUGGCGGCAACAGCACUAAUCCGAACAGCAAUCCAGCACACAACAAUGGUAACAACAGUAACAACAAUUCUAAUAACUCUGGCAAUCCGACUGUGCCCUCUGGUGCGCAUUACUCCAAGGAACUCAAUUUCUAAAUACACACACACACACACACACGGUAGUAACUCCUCGGUACAUAAGCAUAAAUUAACUAUUAAUACCUAAUCUACAGAUACAUACAUAUAUGAAACAAAUUAAUGUAAUAGCGUCAAAGCAAAUUGUAAAAUUGAAAUGCAAAAAUAAUAAGCGAAUUAAAAACUGAAAAACUGAUAAACUGAACAAAACAAGCUAAACAAACUCAAAGCCAAACCAAAUGUAAAAUAGUUAUAACCCUAUGUUUACACUAGCUAUUGCUCAAAUAUUGUGCUAUAACCAUCAAGGCCACAAAUCACAUAUUUCUAUUCAACUUUUCAAUUCGAGCAUUCUAAAUAAGUUGUUAGAAAUUGUUUCAGUAUUUUGGCAAACAAGUACUUAAAACUUUUGCCUUAAAAUCCGAAAAGCAUUCUGGGAAAAUCUGUAAUCCAUGCUAUGUUCAUACAGGCCAAAAAUAUCACGAUCAAAUCUGCACCGCAGAUGUAACACUAAAGACAGGACAGGGAAAUUUUUCGGUAGAGCUUUACUAUCCAUACUUUUUAAAAUUGUAUUUUUAUUAGCAGACAUUGAAUAAUAUUAUAGUGAAUUGUAAAAAACGUAAGGAAUUGCUAAUGAGAUAAUAAUGUCCUGAAUCUAUUCAAUGUCUGCUUAAUAUUCAGAUCUGUUUCCAUUUCUGAAAUCGAUUCCAUUUGUCUAAAAUCGAUUUAGUGAAGGGCUGGGAUAAUGUAAAAUUGAGUAAAUUUAUUGAAACUAAAUCAAGAAUAUAACUCGAAUCGAAAUAUAUUUUGUUUAGAGUAGACAUUAGUUUGUGCCACCUUCCGCCCAAUUAUAAUGAAAUUGAAUAAUAGUACGCGCUACGUUUUAACAUUUAAUAUGUGCGUGAUCAAAUGUAGAUAGAUUUUAUUUAAAUCUGAAACGGGAACAGACAGGAUAAAGAAAAGUACAGCUCAAAUGAGAGCAAAACUAAUUCCACAAUAAAAAUACCAGUUGAGUUAUUCUAAAUAUCGAUUUUAUAUGUACUGUACUUAUAUAGUACUUCCACUUUAUAGAAAGUACAACUUUUGAGGAUCUUAAUAUUCGAGCUCACAACAUUUUCAAAACUUACAAUUAUUUGUAUUUGUCAAUAGAAUUAUAAAUUUUAGAGCUUGAAUAAACAUUUAUUUGAUUACGUAGUAAACAUAUGAUAUGAUUUAUAAUAUGCAAUAAUAUUGAAUGUCAAAUAUUUGAGCCACAGAUAGUGCGAACAUAGCUUCAGUAAAUACUAUACAAAAGAAUAGAAACCCACAGCAGGCGCGUCCAUGUGGCAAGUCCACGCUCCACAAAAAUAAAAAUGUGUGUGUACGGCCCAAGAAAAUAUACAUAUAUAUAUAAAAAGAAAAGCAAAUAUACUUAACUUAAUGUUAAUGAAAUGCAACAGUUUAAGCGCAUAUUUUGAGCAAGUUUUGUGGUUUUUCCCCCCAUUCUGUUCAUUACCUUCCUAUAUAUUUAUAACAGCCAAGUACUUGCUCGCAUAUUACUAAUAAUUUUGUAUGUGCGCCUAUAUAGUAUACAUAUGUAUGUGUAUAUGUAUCCUGAUACCUUUGUAUGUACAUUUUCUGUUUGUGUGAUUUUUUGCAUAUACACAUAUAUAUCUUACACAUUUAUAUAUAUAUGGAACACAUAAUAACAUUACUGUAGAAAUUGAAAGAAGGGCAACUUUUGUUAGGCAAGUCUUAAAGGCGCAAAAAAAAAAGGGAGAACGAAAUAUUUAUAUUGGUAAAUAAUAAACUUAUAUAUAGCGGAACAUAGUUAGCCUUGUUCGAUAUGUACAUGCAUGCACCUAUAUAUAGAACUGUAAGUGUGUAUGUUUUUGUGCUCUCUAAGCACAAUGGCAAUGUCGGCUUUUGGCUAUCACACGUCGUCCUCCGCCCUACCCUCUUCACCAUCACACCCGCACCCCUUCAACAUUGUACAAAACCAAAAUGCGUUACUUACGCUGUAAUAAUAAUUGUAAAAAAAGAGGCAUUUUGUCUAUGUUUCUUGCAGUCCUUUGGAACAAACUUAUUUUUUGCCCGUUUUUGUUGUUUCCAAAUGGCUCUUCUCCUUGUCGUUCGGUCGUUCGUUUGCAUAUUGUAUAUUGUUUUCUUUUGCAACAAAAAAAAACAAAAAUAAAAAUUGUUAUUUAAGUUCUUUUAAUGUUCCGCUAAUGUUGUGGUAAUUGAGCAAUAUUUAUCAUUUAUAUUUCUCCUCAUACAGCAAAGUGUUGCUUACUUAAGUGUUGUUGUGUUUUUGGAAGUCAAAAGAAGGCACAACAUUGCGCAUUAUUGGGCACGAAAUAUAUAUAUAAAGAUUUAAAGAAAUCAAAGCGCAUCGUAUGCAUUAAUUUAUUGCGCAUAUAAAUAUAUAUAUAUAUAGAAAUAUAAAAGAGUAGUUAAGAAUUAGCUGUUUAAUAUGCAUAGACGAUUAUUACUUAAAAGCAGCACAGAAGGCAGCAAAAAAAAAAUACAAAAACAAAAAAUGUAGCAACCUAACUUAAAAUAUUUACUUCAAGAUAUCAACACUAAACUUAAAAACAAAAAAAAAAAAAAAAACAAGAAAAACAUCAUGCUGUACAAAAAAUUUAACAAUUCUACGGAAAAUUAGCUGUGUUUUAGCGAACGCAGCCAAUGCAAAUUAAUAUAUGAUUAAAAUUAAUGCGGAAAGUAUAUAGAACUAUAUACAUAUAUAUAUAACUAUAUACACAUAUAUGUGUGUAUGCUUGCACCUUUUCUUUUGACACAGCAUUCACAUAGUAAACAAACAAAAAAAAAGGUCUACUGAAUGAGAAAUAACUUAACAUUUACAAAACACGUACAGUAGCAUUAAAUUAGCAACUAAUUCAUAAGAAUAUGAAAAUACAUGAAUGAAUCAAAAAGGAAUUCGCCGCAUUGAAUAGAACAACCACAAAAAUAAUAUGCAACAUCAAUUGAUAAAAUAACUUAAAUAUAUAUAAAUAAAAUAAAAAUAUAUUUUAAAUAUAUAUUCAAUGUGUCGGAAUUUGAAGCAUAUUCGAAAGUAUAUGCAAAUCAAGAACGGUUUGCUGCAUGAUUUUUAUUAAUGCCGCACAACCAAAACAAACUUAAAUAGUAUUUAAGUUUAAAUAUAAAUAUACAAUUUAUAUAUUAUUUACUAACCGCUUAAAGAUUAAGCGUUUAAAUUGCUGGAUCUAUAUAUAAAUAUUAUUACGUAUGUGUAAUGGCGCGGCGUUAAGUGAAGAACAACAAAAACAAAACAAGAAAAGGCAAAAAAAAAAUGAAAAACGGAUUAAAUAUGAAAAUAUGUUUGAAUAAGUAUUUUAGUGUUAAUUAAACAAUUUACAAGUACACAAAAACAAAA
This is a messenger RNA of Scaptodrosophila lebanonensis, 6390 nucleotides long. It is a transcript of the gene Ssdp, whose product is annotated as single-stranded DNA-binding protein 3. The record is from RefSeq and is a predicted model, not a curated record. Gene Ontology annotation, molecular function: single-stranded DNA binding; protein binding. Gene Ontology annotation, biological process: positive regulation of transcription by RNA polymerase II. NCBI's taxonomy places the organism in Eukaryota, Metazoa, Arthropoda, Insecta, Diptera, Drosophilidae. The transcript has 2 exons. Gene Ontology annotation, cellular component: nucleus.